Amphimedon queenslandica is the source of this 706-nucleotide messenger RNA. RefSeq lists its product as uncharacterized. The transcript has 4 exons. The record is from RefSeq and is a predicted model, not a curated record. The annotation marks the transcript as partial. NCBI's taxonomy places the organism in Eukaryota, Metazoa, Porifera, Demospongiae, Haplosclerida, Niphatidae.
UUAUCUCCUUUCUUUCUCAUUAUUGUUUUUUACUUUAUAGGCAGCAGCUAAUAUCAUAAGAUGACUUCUGGUUUUUCCACUAUUGCUGCUGCAGUUGUCAUUCUAUUGUACAUCACUUUAGCUCAAGGUACUGACUGUUCUGCUCUGGCCAGUGCUGGUAACUGCAGUUUCUAUGAUUGUUUGCAUACUAAAUUCAACUGCAAUGGAAAGCAGUAUCCUCUUCGCCGUGGUAAACGCUACUGUCAGAAAUACAUCGAUGAAUCAAGUUGCUUCACAACAGCAGGCCAAGCAUGGAUUACUAAUGUCCGUAGAUGUUUGAUGCAGUCUAUUGUCAAUAGUGCUCUCUAUAGUAAUGCAAAUACUGAUUGUGGCGAGUUUGAGGCAUUUGCUGUUGCAAGUCGUCCUCAAUGUUACACUGAUAAUGGGUUCUGUACAGAUAUAUUCUUAUCACCUAACUGUCAGAACCUUAAUUGUAUUCAAGAUAAAAUUUAUAAUGAUAAUAAAAGUUGGGAUAGAAGUUCACUAAAUCAGAUUAAAACAACAACUGCUUCAUGCCCUUCCCAGAUUGCUACAUUCCUUAGUGAUGCUCCACAGUGUGAUAGACCUGACACUUCUCUUGUAUCUGUUAUACAGAAUUAUUUAGAUUGUACUGCAAGGGCUUUUGAUUUUAUUAUUUUAUUGGAUGCAUCUGGAAGUGUUGGGUCUA